Mollisia scopiformis is the source of this 5410-nucleotide messenger RNA. RefSeq lists its product as uncharacterized. Gene Ontology annotation, biological process: double-strand break repair via homologous recombination; error-prone translesion synthesis. The transcript has 2 exons. Gene Ontology annotation, molecular function: DNA-directed DNA polymerase activity; nucleotide binding; DNA binding. The annotation marks the transcript as partial. Gene Ontology annotation, cellular component: zeta DNA polymerase complex; nucleus. The record is from RefSeq and is a predicted model, not a curated record. Lineage: Eukaryota; Fungi; Ascomycota; Leotiomycetes; Helotiales; Mollisiaceae.
CAUGGUUACUGCCCUCGAUGAACGAUUCCGCGGUCCAGAACUGACUCUCCGCCUCAGCAUGGAUCUCUUCCGUGUCAGACUGAAUAAUAUCGAUCAUUAUCAGUCUGUACCCACGCGAUUUGAUCCUCUCCUUCGCAACAAUGUCAAGCCCUCACAAGUACAUAAGGAGCCGAAGGUCCCUGUCAUUAGAGUCUUUGGCGCAACUGAAACUGGCCAGAAAGUAUGCGCGCAUAUUCACGGCGCGUUUCCAUAUCUUUACAUAGAGUAUACUGGGAGUCUCAUUCCAGAUGAUGUUGGUGAUUAUAUCCACCGCCUUCAUCUCUCAAUUGAUUUUGCUCUGGCGGUAAGCUAUCGGCGAAACACUUUUGACGGGAAUGCCAAAUUCGUUGCUCGUAUUACUCUUGUGAAGGGUAUUCCAUUUUAUGGAUUUCAUGUUGGGUACCGGUAUUACCUCAAGAUAUACAUGCUCAAUCCCAUGGUCAUGACACGUCUGUCGGAUAUUCUUCGUCAGGGUGCUGUAAUGAAGAAGGUCUUUCAGCCAUACGAGGCCCAUCUUCAAUACUUGCUCCAAUGGAUGGCGGACUACAAUCUUUACGGUUGUGGCUUCCUCGAUUCGAGGACGGUCACUUUUCGAAGUCCUGUGCCACAGUUUGACGAGAUGGAUAAUCUUUUUCAUCUAUGGCAUGAUCGAUCAAUUCCUAGUGAUCUAGUAACAGAGGAAGCCACCUUACCAAGGGUUAGCCAUUGUACCAUUGAAGUGGAUAUCUGCGUUCAAGAUAUUCUAAACAGACAAGAUAUCAAGCCCAGGCCCCUCCAUCAUGAUUUUGUGGAGCGUUUGAACCCUCUGGCGCCUGAUGAGAAACUUGUUCAUAGUAUGGCUGGUCUCUGGAGAGAUGAGACGCGUCGACGGAAAUCAAAAAUGACAAAUCCAGAACCUGGCAGCAGUCCUUUUCCUCCAGAAGUUAUGGUUUCAAUGUCAGCCGACCCUAGGAAUUCUCAACCAGGAGGGUGGAUCCACGAGGAAGACUUUCGGGAGAAGAUGCGAUCGCUUAUUGUGGACGAAAAAAAUAGAAGUGAUGGCGCCAAGUUAUCAUUCAACAAUUUCGUUAAACAGACAACUUUUGAAUCAUCUGUCCGAUCCAGCCUAGAAGCAGUCGAAGACCUCUAUCCUGAAAAUCUUUGUCUGGCCCUUACUGCUACGCCUGGAGGCGUGAAUGAUAACAUUGACAUUGGGAAUGGGACAGAAGUGGAUGAGAAUAGGAUACUGAGUCUUGUUAUACCUGGCGACGAUGAAGCUCAGUAUGAUUUUGACGAAGAUGCAAUGCGUGAGAUCGAGCUCUCUCAAAGACGAAGCGGAGACAAAGUGGAAGAGAAGUAUCUGGAUUCACUGGACGUCCAGAAACCAGAGCGCGAUAUCGAUGACGAGCUUCGUCCUGGCGGUCAGGACUAUAGCGAUCAGUUCCUCGAUCCCAAAGAUACUGCAGGCAUCAGCAAUACAGAAAGCUCCCAUGAAGCGUCGCAAAGUUCUACAAACUCGCUACAUGUAUCCCAAGACAGUAUCAUUUCGAUCGUUGGGACAAAUGACCCAGGCUCAGUAAAGUCCGGUACGUCGUCCAUCGUCGUCAAGAAGCGCUCAGGAGUUCCCGAAGAUGUCCUAGAAUCCGAAAUGAAGCGCCGGAAACUGUCUUCUCAUGGUGAAGAUAACAGCACCGUUGGUGCUGUAGAUGCUUCGCUUGAGACGUCCGACGAAACUUUUUCAUUCAUGCAUACCUUGGACGAGCCUAAAAUACGCCGGCCAAGUUCUGAUUCUGGAAAUAUGGGUUGCCAUACCAAGUUAACAAAGCUUCAACUGCCAACUGUGAAUGGUCUGCACACUAAGUCUGUCUCGACGGCUAGGAAGUCUUCCCAGGAAUCACUAACAUCAAUUUCACAACCUCUACUAUUUCCUGUAACUACAGACUCGCAUGAACCAGCCAUAGCAUUAAGAUUAAGCCAGAAGAGCACCUCACAGCCUGGCCAGAGCGAAAUGAAGAGGCAAGCCACAUUCGACCCUUCUGUAUCAGAUGCGUACCAUGCAAGUCGAAAUAGCUCGCCCACCACACCAACUUCCAACGUACAGUCCAUCGCUUGUUCAACAGCACUUCGCAAUAUGGACCACGAGUUCACAAAACAAGGUCACGGGCUGACGCUCUUGCUGAACGAGCUCCCUCCGUCGGUACAUUAUGUCACGUCGACAAUGCAGGAUUAUAAUAUGGUGCCAAUCAUAUAUCAAGAUGCCUUCUACAACAGCGAGGUCGAUGUCCCAGAGCGCCCAAGGGAAUGGGCUGGACGAGAAUUCAGAAUCGAGAGCCUGACAGUUCCGUUCUUACCUGGAUUUGACCCCACUGGGACUUCAGAAGCAACCUAUGGCGAUAGAUCUGGAAUAGUUCCGGACAAAGCACGAGAGGAGAGGCUUUAUCAAUGGCAAAGGCGCAAUUGCACUAUCCGUAGCUGGAUUAUUGCAGAAAUACCCCCGUCCUUCUCAGAGGUAGCGAAUUGGUCUCGCAAACAGGUGGUGAAGGAGCUGCAAGCAGCGACAAAACGUACCAUCCAGCCGCAUGCUGGUACACACCCUCUCUCGAAAUCAAAACUUUCGCAGAUUGAUGGCACAACUCAGAAAAACAAACAUGGUUUCAAGUACACCCAGAACCAAAAAACAACAAGUAUCAAGCAUGAGGCACAAUACAUGAGCACUAUGAGUCUGGAAAUUCAUGUUAACACCAGGGGUAACUUUGUGCCUAAUCCUGAAGAAGAUGAAGUUCAAUGCCUUUUCUGGUGCUUACAAUCAGACGAGGAAGGCCUCGAAAACAACGGUACUAGUGGAAACACCCAUGUUGGCGUUGUCGUGCUGUCCGAGGACGGUGCUUUGUCACAAAAGAUUGCAAAGCAGGUAGCUGUAGAAGUCCAGGAAGAGGCUUCAGAACUAGAUCUCAUCAUUCGAAUGGUGGAGAUUGUGAGGAAUCAUGAUCCUGACAUCCUGACAGGAUACGAAGUGCAUGGGGGCUCCUGGGGAUAUCUCAUUGAGCGUGCCAGGCUCAAAUACGAGUACAAUCUAUGUGAUGAGUUCUCAAGGAUGAAGGCUCAGUCCCAUGGGAGAUUCGGGAAGGAUAACGACAAAUGGGGUUUUAACAAUACAUCAACCAUUCGUGUGACAGGCAGACAUAUGAUUAACAUAUGGAGAGCUAUGCGGAGCGAGUUGAACUUACUUCAGUACACCAUGGAGAACGUUGUUUUUCACCUGCUACAUCGCCGUGUCCCUCACUUUACAUGGGCAGAUUUGACACGCUGGUAUACGAAUGACAAGCCACGCGACCUGGCGAAAGUGGUCAACUACUACAUUUCAAGAGUCCAACUCGAUCUCGACAUACUUGAACAGAAUGAACUCAUUGCAAGGACCAGCGAGCAGGCUCGACUACUCGGCGUCGACUUCUUUUCGGUCUUCUCUCGUGGAUCUCAAUUUAAGGUCGAAUCUUUGAUGUUUAGAAUUGCGAAACCGGAAAACUUCCUCCUUGUGUCACCGAGCAGAAAGCAAGUUGGGGGUCAGAAUGCUCUGGAAUGUCUACCACUAGUUAUGGAGCCCCAAAGCGCUUUUUAUAACAGCCCUUUACUAGUACUCGACUUUCAAAGUCUGUACCCUAGUGUAAUGAUUGCCUACAAUUAUUGCUAUUCGACCUUCUUAGGUCGAGUCGUCAAUUGGCGAGGAACAAACAAGAUGGGCUUCACGGAAUUCAAAAGACAACAACGGCUGCUUGAGCUCCUAAAGGAUCACAUCAAUAUCGCUCCCAACGGCAUAAUGUACACGAAACCAGAGAUCAGAAAGUCGCUCCUAGCAAAGAUGUUGGGAGAAAUUCUCGAGACACGAGUCAUGGUCAAGAGUGGUAUGAAGGUCGACAAAGAUGACAAGGCACUUCAGCGUCUACUUAACAACCGACAAUUGGCACUUAAACUCAUCGCUAAUGUCACUUACGGCUACACAUCUGCGUCUUUCUCUGGACGGAUGCCGUGCUCUGAAAUUGCUGAUAGCAUUGUUCAGACUGGCCGCGAGACCCUCGAGAAAGCCAUUGCGCUAAUACACUCUGUCAAACGAUGGGGAGCGGAGGUGGUCUAUGGUGACACGGACAGUCUUUUUGUGUAUCUCAAAGGUCGGACCAAAGACCAAGCCUUUGACAUUGGCGAGGAGAUUGCAAAAACCGUCACAAAUAUGAAUCCGCGCCCGGUGAAGCUCAAAUUCGAAAAGGUAUACUUGCCAUGUGUUCUUCUGGCAAAGAAACGUUACGUGGGCUUCAAAUAUGAGAGUCGGCACCAGACCGAGCCGGAUUUCGAUGCGAAAGGAAUCGAGACCGUCCGCCGUGAUGGCACGCCUGCUGAACAGAAGAUUGAGGAGAAAACGCUCAAGAUUUUGUUUAGGACAUCUGACCUAAGCCAAGUCAAAGAGUAUUUCCAGCAACAAUGCGAGAAAAUCAUGAAGGGAUCUGUCUCCGUCCAGGACUUUUGCUUUGCACGAGAAGUGAAGCUGGGAACUUAUAGUGACAAGGGACCACCUCCGCCUGGAGCCCUCAUUAGCACCAAGCGCAUGCUCGAAGAUGCUCGAGCAGAGCCACAGUAUGGCGAGCGUGUUCCCUACGUUGUUAUCACAGGUGCGCCAGGGGCCCGUCUUAUAGAUCGAUGUGUAGCGCCUGAGGAGCUGCUCGAGAACGAUCACAGUGAGCUCGACGCAGAAUACUACAUCUCGAAGAACCUCAUACCUCCACUAGAGCGGAUCUUUAACCUCGUUGGUGCAAAUGUUCGAAGUUGGUACGAUGAAAUGCCAAAAGUGCAACGUAUUCGUCGGGUUGAUGCGAACCUCCAGCUUCAAGGACAAUCCAAGGAACUGACCAUCAGAAAGAAGACUUUAGAGUCGUAUAUGAAGUCAUCCUCAUGCUUGGUAUGCAAGGAAAAACUUAAGCUUGAGGGUCCGAUCUGCGCUGGCUGCUUAGCAGACAAACCAUUGUCUGUCUUCACUUUACGGAAGAAGCUUAAUGAUGCAGAAAGAAUGUUCUUGGACCUGCGCAAGGUCUGUCAGAGCUGUUCUGGGGUAUCGCCCUUGGAAGAUGUGCGAUGCGAUAGCAAGGAUUGCCCUGUCUUCUAUACAAGGACAAGACAAAAAGCUCGAUUAGCGACCGAAAGGUCUGUUGUGGAGCCGGUGAUAAAAAAGUUGUCUGGUCUCAUUGUAAAUAUGCAUGAUCUGGACUGGUGAAUUUGGUAACAGGCGUUAGGAAGGAGGGUUCAGCAUAGCGAUAGUGUAGGCAAUGAUUUUCUGAGAGUCCGAGGUAGCAAGGACUCAACUCAGCUGUUGGAUACGGCUUAGUACUGUAGAUAUGAAUGAUAAGAG